Molecule: messenger RNA, 3521 nt
Organism: Manis javanica (Malayan pangolin)
Lineage: Eukaryota; Metazoa; Chordata; Mammalia; Pholidota; Manidae
Gene: POF1B
Product: POF1B actin binding protein
Biological process (GO): epithelial cell morphogenesis; bicellular tight junction assembly; actin filament organization
Cellular component (GO): adherens junction; bicellular tight junction; actin filament
Molecular function (GO): actin filament binding
Source: RefSeq, a predicted model, not a curated record
CAAAUACUUUGCUGCCUCUGUAGCUGCCAGACCUGCUCCUGCUGCUCCUCAGGGAGAGCAUCUGGGGGGAGUACCCUGCUGACCACCGAGAAUAUAAUGAGCUCAAGCUACUGGAACGAGAUGAGCAGCAGCAGCUGUGGGACUCAGCAGCCCCCAAAGGGGCUGCAGUGCCAGCCCCAACACUACCACUGCUACCAUCAGUCAAGCCAAGCCCAGCAGUCUCCAGAAAAAAACGUAGUGUAUGAACGAGUGAGGACCUACAGUGGGCCCAUGAACAAAGUAGUUCAGGCCUUGGACCCCAUCGGCUCACGGGAAGUGCUCUCCCCUCUCAAAACUGCUUCCUCCUACCAAAACUUGGUUUGGAGCGACCAUUCCCAGGAACUCCAUUCUCCAACUCUGCAAAUAUCUACUUGUGCCCCAAGCUCUGUACAAAUAACCCAAAAUACUGAACAGGAACUCCAUUCUCCAACAGUGAAAGUCACUACAUAUCCACAGACCACUGUUAGGAGAUACAUAGUACAAAAUCCUGAACAGGAACCACUGUCUCCGCUCCUAAGAGGAGGCCAUUUCUUCCCAGGAAACAAUGUUAUCUAUGAAAAAACAGUACGAAAAGUGGAGAAGCUAAAUACAGAUAAGGAAUACUAUCCUCAAGUUCAGUGUCAUCGUCACAUUGUCCAACAGCCCCAGAUCAUCCAUUCUCCACACUGUCAACAAUGCCAUUCUAGCCAGCAAAUGCAAACCAUCACAGGAUGUGAUUCACUUUCUAUAAAUACUGGAAAUGAACUGUGCCAUGGUGGAUCAAGCCAUAUACAUGAUCAGGUGAUAAUUCAGGAUGAUGAACCUGAAAAAUUGGACCCCAAGUAUUUUGGAGAGUUGCUUGCUGAUCUAAGCCGUAAAAAUACAGAUCUAUACCACUGCUUAUUAGAACAUUUGCAGAGAAUUGGACGAAGCAAACAGGACUUUGAGUCUACAGAUCACUCGGAAGACAUUGAAUCCUUGAUUCCUAAUGGAUUGUCAGAGUUUACAAAACAGCAAAUUCGCUAUAUUCUGCAGAUGAGGGGUAUGUGCGAUAAAUCACUCCGGCUAGUGUUGUCCACAUUCAGUAACAUACGGGAGGAGCUUGGACAUCUUCAGAAUGACUUGACAUUACUGGAAAAUGACAAGAUAAACCUUGACAAAGACUUGGCAUUCAAAGAAACUCAAAUAAAAGAGUAUGAAGAACUCUUGGCAUCAGUGAGAGCAAAUAAUCGCCAACAGCAGCAAGGACUUCAAGACUCAACCUCAAAAUGCCAAGCACUGGAAGAAAACAAUCUCUGUCUUCGACAUACACUAUCAGAUAUGGAAUAUAGACUAAAAGAACUGGAAUAUUGUAAGCAUAAUUUAGAACAAGAAAAUAAAAAUCUUAGAAUACAGGUUUCUGAGACUUGCACAGGCCUGAGGCUACAGGCUAAAAUGGAUGAGAUUGGCAACCAUUACAUGGAGAUGCUAAAAAAUUUAAGAAUGGAGAAAGACAGAGAGAUCUGCAAGCUAAGGACUCAGUUAAACCACUACCAAAAAGAUGUUUCAAGAAGAGAAGGAAGUUGCAGUGACUUCCAAUUCAAACUUCAUGAACUGACAAGCUUGCUGGAAGAGAAGAAUUCCCUUAUAAAGCGUCAGUCAGAGGAACUCUCAAAGUUGAAACAAGAAAUAUAUUCAUCUCAUAACCAAUUCACCAGUGGUGGAAGAACUACCGUUACCACUAAAAAGUACAGAACACAAUAUCCAAUCCUAGGCCUCCUGUAUGAUGACUAUGAAUAUAUACCACCAGGUAGUGACACAGAAACUAUUGUGAUUGAGAAGACAGAAGACAAAUGGACUUGUCCAUGAAUGAAUUUCCAACUCAAAGAAGUUUUUUGUGUCUGCAUUAGCACUUUAUUUUUCCAUAACUAAAGGCCAAUCAAAAUUUUGAACCAUGCUUCCAGGAAAUCUAAUGUGAUGAAUUACUUCUGCAGAUGAGUUUCUCCAGACAUUUAUGAGACCUGAAUUUUUCUAUCACAUUUUUAUAUUCAAUAGCAAGACACCACUUGUUUAAAUUUCAAUUGCAGACACUGUAUGACAUAAUCCAUUAUUUUUCAAGAGGGUGCUUCCUAGCCACAUUUUACAGGUUAUUCCAUCAGAUUUUCUCUGAUAUUAGAUUUUACAGGUUUUCUCUGAUAUUAGAUGUGUAAUUAAGCUUCAAGAGUACUAUUUCUGACAAAACAGGCAAAAGACUAAUGAAUUUCAGAAAAUCUUUAAGUAGUGCAUGGUAUAUACAGCAUGUUUGCUUUUCUCACAUUAAACUUAUGGCUAAAAGAGAUGCUUUAUAACAUGCUAUUAUACUUCUUGGAGAGAUAAUUAAAUCAAAGGUGAUGGUUAAUUUUAUUUAGGGAAGUGGGAUAAUAUCUUUUUAAAUAGCUAAAUUUAGUAAAUCACAUAUGCUAUUAUGUUCCUAAGUACAUAUCACUAGGUUGGCAAAUCUAUUCUUUCAAAUCGUAUCAUCCCUGAAUGAGCCACCCACUUCCUUAAAAACAUGCAAUACCCCAUUGUAGUAGUGGGUGGAAGAAAGGAAGCUUUUUUAUAGUAGUAUAGAAAACAUAAUACUUGAACAGUGCAGAAAGGCUUAGGGAAUAAAAAUAGCAACAACUAAUAUUUGAUAUCUGUAUCGUACUUGGGAGAAAGGGAUUUUAUAGUAAAGUAUUUAAUGUACUUUGAAUUUGGCUCAUUAAUUGGGUUCUAAUGAUUCUACAAAGUGAACAAAAGUAUUUUAUAAACACUAGUAAAUAAGAAUGAAAUCUCUUAAUUUCAACCACUUAAUUUCAAAUUAAGAAUUAGCAAAAAUUAAAUGUCUGCAUUUGACAAAGUAUAGACUAAGGUAACAAAUAUAUUUUAGGAUACAUGUGAAUGAGGCUUUGCACUGAAAUAUCUGCAAAUAUCCAUAUAGAAUAUUCUCAUGCUUUAUAAUAAUUAUUCAUUAUAUUAAGAAACUAUUAAGAUAGGGACAGAUAAGGCAUUACACUACAACCAUAAGGUAGGAGAAAAUGCUUUUAUAAAAAUUUUCAAAUACAUCUUGACAUGAAGCUUAAAGCCAUAAUCAUACUUGGACUGAAAUGUUAAGCUCUAUAAUGUCAAUUGUUACAAUUCCUAUUUCAUCAAUAUUUUAUAAUAUAAGAUGUUUAUAUUCUUCAGAAACUUGAUCCAUGCAUAGAUCACUUGAUCCAUGCAUAGUGAACUGGGAUAACAAGGUACUUAUUUUACUUAACAAAUUUAAAUGUAUGUAUUGAUUUUCCAAUUUGUGAUUAAGAUCAAUAGAAACAGUAGUGAUGUUUUUCCCGGAGUUUCAUACAGCUUACCUCUGAAAAUGGCAAAGAUGUUGUCAAGUGAGGAAUGUCUGUUUAUCUAAUUUCUAUUCCAGUAUGUUUUCCUUUAGAUGUCAAAAUAAAUGGAUACUGCAAUGACAUGAAAAAAUUUGUUUAAGUGUCUAAAUAAAAUAUGUUAAGAAUCUG